Molecule: messenger RNA, 3554 nt
Organism: Toxotes jaculatrix (banded archerfish)
Lineage: Eukaryota; Metazoa; Chordata; Actinopteri; Toxotidae
Gene: supv3l1
Product: SUV3-like helicase
Exons: 16
Coding region: 143-2494 (783 amino acids)
Biological process (GO): RNA catabolic process; mitochondrial RNA 3'-end processing
Cellular component (GO): mitochondrial degradosome
Molecular function (GO): ATP binding; RNA helicase activity; hydrolase activity, acting on acid anhydrides
Source: RefSeq, a predicted model, not a curated record
CUAUCAGGAAGAGAACUGUGUUGACCGUCCUCUGCCGAAGCUGUUAUAAUCCUCAUAUUUGGACCUGCUGAACAGCAUGGAGCGACAGUAACGCCGCUUUUGUUCGUAGCCCACAGACUGUGCUAACACCGCGGGUGUAACUAUGUCAGUAAACCGGUGUAUGUCCUUGUUUUCUCGGCUUCAGCGUCACAUUAACAGCCGGACUGCCCGCAUCACCGCGGGCGCCUGUCAUGUGUCUCCUAGGUCCGGUUUGUUACAAAAACAGCAUCAGGCUGGUUCUGUGGUUUCCAGCAGAAAUGUUUCAUCUAACAGUUCUCCUCCAAAAGCCCCGGACACUUCUCUGUUUGUCCCCGUUUCUCUGAAGACAGACUCUUCGCCAGAUGGGAGUGUAGGAGUGGAGCUCACCCAGCUUCUGGCUAAAGAUGAACUUCUGAAGGUUUUGAAUCGGUUUUAUAAGAGGAAGGAGAUACAGAAGCUGGCAGCAGAUCAUGGCCUGGAUGCUCGUCUGUUCCACCAAGCCUUCAUCAGCUUCAGGAAGUAUGCACUGGAAGCGCCAGCUCUCCCCGCUGAUAUGCACAUUAUCCUCAGUGACAUCUGUUGCGGAGCAGGUCACAUAGAUGACAUCUACCCGUACUUCAUGCGGCAUGCCAAGAAAAUCUUUCCCAUGCUGGACUGUAUGGAUGACCUGAGAAAGAUCUCAGACCUCAGAGUCCCCGCCAACUGGUACCCUGAGGCUCGUGCCAUUCAGAGGAAAGUGAUUUUCCAUGCUGGUCCCACUAACAGUGGUAAAACAUACCAUGCCAUCCAGCGCUACCUGGGUGCUAGGUCUGGAGUCUACUGUGGCCCUCUGAAACUACUCGCCCAUGAGAUCUUUGAGAAGAGCAAUGAUGCCGGUGUGCCAUGUGACUUGGUUACAGGAGAGGAGAGGACCUUCGUGGACUUGGACGGUCGAGCAGCUUCUCAUUUGGCCUGUACCAUUGAGAUGUGCAGCGUCACUACACCUUAUGAGGUGGCUGUAAUUGAUGAAAUUCAGAUGAUUAGAGAUCUUUCCAGAGGCUGGGCCUGGACCAGAGCACUGCUGGGUCUCUGUGCAGAGGAGAUCCACGUGUGUGGAGAACCUGCAGCCAUAGACUUUAUCAGAGAGCUGAUGUACACCACUGGAGAGGAGGUGGAGGUGCACACCUACCAGCGUUUAACUCCAUUCUCAGUCCUGGAUCAGGCUGUGGAGUCAUUAGACAACCUGAGACCAGGAGACUGUAUUGUCUGCUUCAGUAAAAACGACAUCUACUCCAUAAGCAGACAGAUUGAGGCCAGAGGACUAGAAUGUGCUGUAAUUUAUGGGAGUUUACCACCAGGCACCAAGCUGUCACAGGCCAAGAAGUUCAAUGACCCUGAUGACCCCUGCAAGAUCCUGGUCGCUACAGAUGCCAUUGGAAUGGGCCUUAACCUGAGUAUAAAACGUAUCAUCUUCAACAGUCUGGUAAAGCCUAAUGUUAAUGAGAAGGGGGAGAAACAGAUGGAGACUAUCAGCACAUCACAGGCUCUGCAGAUAGCUGGCCGUGCAGGGAGGUUCUCCUCCAAGUUUAAAGAGGGAGAAGUUACCACCAUGCACAGAGAUGAUUUGCCUGUCCUGAAGGAAAUACUCAGCCACUCAGUGGACCCCAUAGAGACUGCAGGUCUCCAUCCCACAGCAGAGCAGAUAGAGAUGUUUGCCUAUCAUCUACCUGAUGCUACACUGUCCAACCUUGUUGACAUAUUUGUCAGCCUCUCUCAGGUGGAUGGUCUGUAUUUUGUCUGCAACAUUGACGACUUCAAGUUUCUGGCCGAUAUGAUUCAGCACAUCCCACUCAACCUGAGGUCACGCUAUGUGUUCUGUACUGCUCCCAUCAACAAGAAACAGCCGUUCGUUUGCACCUCCUUCCUGAAGUUUGCCCGUCAGUUCAGUCGAGACGAACCCCUGACCUUUGACUGGGUCUGUCGUCAUGUCAACUGGCCUCUUGCCCCACCCAAAAACAUUAAAGACCUGGUUCACUUGGAAGCUGUUCACGAUGUGUUGGAUCUUUACCUCUGGUUAAGCUACCGUUUCAUGGACAUGUUUCCAGACACUUCCUUGGUUCGAGAAAUCCAGCGGGAGCUUGAUAAUGUCAUCCAACAAGGUGUCCAAAAUAUCACCCGCCUCAUCAGAGCCACUCACCCAACCAUUACUACUCCACUACAGACACAGAGCAACAGUGAUGAACAAACAAGUGGACGUGCCGAUAGUAUUUAUUUGACCGGCAGCAGAGGUCAGAGGGGACAUAGAGGGUCAGGAGAGAUGAUGGACAGCUCUCUGGCCAAUCGACUGGUAAGAGACGGGCUAUUGACUCCCGAUUUGCUCCAACAGCUGCAGAAGGAGUGGUCCAAGGGUCAAAAGCAGGAUUUAACCAAUCAGCGCUCGCUCGAUGCAGGACAUCAAAAUAAGAACAACAAAGGGAAAAGAAAAAAGAAGAAAUGAAGAGUUAGAGAAUUACAUUGUAAUUUUUGCGCAAGGUCAGUACUGUUCCCAUGGAGAUCAAUUACUGAUACAAGUCUUGGAUAGUUUCUGGCUGUUUGUUGGGAAUAAAUCAUGAUUUAAGGCAGGUAAAAGGUUUAUGAACAUUUUCUAGCCCUGCAGUGAUCAUAAAAAAAAGCUUUUAGCUUGAGCUAUUAAAGUAAAACACACACAAAAAAACACCAAAAUGUAGUUUGAACACAAGAGCAGAGUUUUAUGAUCUGAUCUGAGAGUUGCACCAGAGUACUACCAUUAAGGUUGUCAUGAAACCCACUUAAUUUUACUCUGCUAUAAGCUCACUUUGUAUGUUUUCUUCCAACCUACAAAUGUACAAACUGUAACUAGUGAAGGAAAAAAAUAUCUCUAGUUCAGGAUCCUGUGAACAGGUGGCUACUGUCUUGGUCCUUCUGAUAGAUCAGGUACCUGCUGAGAGAUUCUCCCUUUUCAGUGGGAGCAUAAAAUAACUCACAGAAUCGCCAUGGAAACAAAUUGAAGUGUCAAAUUGGCCCACCAGCUAACUUUACUGACCCCACUAGGAUUUCACUAACAAGAAAUGGAUCCAUUUCCGUGGGUCAUUGUGAGAGGUGCCUUGUCCUGUUGGAGUUACCAUUGUCCUACAGUUCACACUGAGCUGACAAGAAAUGUUUCAACAAAAGUCACACUGUCAAAAAUGCUAUUUUAAAAGCAUUUUGUGUGACCAGGAAAUAGUUUAAAAUGCACUGUGUGUGCGUUAUGAAGGUCUGGAAUUGGUGUACUCUUGCUUUGCUCAGUCCAGGACUCAAAUGUAGAAAUUCAGAACAGCAUGAGAGUAUAUAUCCAACUUAUUCGGGUAUACCUCUAGUAUUCAGUUUAAACUACUCUCUGAUGAGCUGCAUUUUCUGUGAGCAUACUGUUAACAUUUUAUAUAGAUUGAUAUGAGGAUAUGAGCGCUACCCUGUUAGUGUCUAUAAACAGAUGAGAUGCCGUAUUUUUUUUUCUUGUUUGUAUAUUUAAGGUGAUGACAUUAGUCAUUAAAAAUCUGUUG